This is a messenger RNA of Nematolebias whitei (Rio pearlfish), 1967 nucleotides long. RefSeq lists its product as uncharacterized. The transcript is spliced from 7 exons. Bases 168 to 1967 code for a protein of 599 amino acids. The record is from RefSeq and is a predicted model, not a curated record. Lineage: Eukaryota; Metazoa; Chordata; Actinopteri; Cyprinodontiformes; Rivulidae.
CGGAAGUUGUUCUGUUUGAACGUUCGUCAUGUUCUCCGUGUUUUGUAUCGACGAACUAAGCCUCUUUUCUCUCGAUUUGUGGUGAAAUUAGUUUAAUUUUGAGUUCAAUUCAGCUGUAACUACUCGGUUAAUGUUGAAGGUAAAUAGUGAUGAACGAAAGCUAACAGAUGUGGAGACAGCAGGUCCAGCAGCACCUGGAUGCAGAGGAAGAAGAAAUGGAGGUUUUUGUUGGAAGUAGAGAUGCUCUUGAACAGGAAACAACUGGAGAAAGAAAAAUCAUAGAUGCAGUUUUCAGUCCGAACGAUCAGCUGCAUAUAAUAGUGGUUCCUGCAGAUGUUCAGAAGUCAGUGCUGAUUAAAGAAGAGGCUCCUGAAGAACAGUGGCCUGAUGUGGACCAGCAGGAUACAAAUUGCCUCCACAUAAAAGAGGAAGAGGAGGAACAGUGGACCAUUUUGGGAGGAGAGCAGCUCAGUAUGAAGGAGGAGACAGAUGUCACCAGCUUUUCAUUAACUGCAGUUCAUUUUAAGAGUGAGGAUGAUGAAGAGAAACAUCUGUUCUCACAGCUUCAUCAACACCAAGUUGAAUAUGGUGAUCUUCCAACCAGCAGCUCAGGUGACCACAUAAAAUCAUCAACUGGUGAAGGAGAAAAAGAUACAAAAAAACCAGAUCUAAAUGCUUAUAGAGAUGAUUCUGAUUCUUCAGAAACUGAAGUUAGUGAAGAUGACAAAGAGGAUAAUGAUGUGAACAAUCCUGAGUCUCAGCUGAAACUUUUAUCAAACGUUGGGUUAAAAACUGAACACACUGAUGAAGCCUGGGAGUCUUCACCCAGCAGGGUCUCUGAGUCAAGGGUCAGUCCCAUCGAUCAACUGCAUAUAAUAGUGGUUCCUGCAGAUGUUCAGAAGUCAGUGCUGAUUAAAGAAGAAGCUCCUGAAGAACAGUGGCCUGAUGUGGACCAGCAGGACACAAAUUGUCUCCACAUAAAACAGGAAGAGGAGGAACCGUGGAUCAUUUUGGGAGGAGAGCAGCUCAGUAUGAAGGAGGAGACAGAUGUCACCAACUUUUCAUUAACUGCAGUUCCUUUUAAGAGUGAGGAUGAUGAAGAGAAACCUCUGUUCUCACAGCUUCAUCAACACCAAGUUGAAGUCCGUGAUCUUCUAACCAACAGUUCAGGUGAUCACAUAGAAUCAGCAACUGGUGAAGGAACAAAAUAUACAAAAUACCCAGAUUUAAUUGCUUAUAGAGAAGAUUCUGAUUCUUCAGAAACUGAAGUUAGUGAAGAUGAUGAAGAUGAUAAUGAUGUGAACAAUCCUGAGUCUCAGCUGAAGCUUUUCUCAGACUUUGGGUUAAAAACUGAACACACUGAUGAAGCUCGGGUGUAUUCACCCAGCAGGGUCUCUGAGUCAAUUGUGAACAGGGUCCACAACAAAAAUGGACUGAAACCAUUUUGUUGUGAUGUUUUGGUUCCUGCAGAUGUUCAGAAGUCAGUGCUGAUUAAAGAAGAAGCUCCUGAAGAACAGUGGCUUGAUGUGGACCAGCAGGACACAAAUUGCUUCCACAUAAAAGAGGAAGAGGAGGAACAGUGGGCCAUUUUGGGGGGAGAGCAGCUCAGUAUGAAGGAGGAGACAGGUGUCACCAGCUUUUCAUUAACUGCAGUUCCUUUUAAGAGUGAGGAUGAUGAAGAGAAACCUCUGUUCUCACAGCUUCAUCAACACCAAGUUGAAGUCAGUGAUCUUCCAACCAGCAGCUCAGAAACUGAAGUUAGUGAAGAUGAAGAGUAUAAUGAUGUGAACAAUCCCGAGUCUCAGCUGAAGCCUUUAUCAGACUUUGGGUCAAAAGUUGAACACACUGAUGAAGCCCAGGAGUCUUCACCCAGCAGGGUCUCUGAGUCAACGAUCACCCAGCGCUUGACCCUCCCCAAGUCCGGCAUCCCAUGGCAACCUCGACCUCCAGCGACCUCCAACGCUUGA